AAAGCCGCCCCUCCCUUGAUUUCUAUCUGAUUUGCUUCCCUAAUUCCAAGCUUUCGCCAAUGGCCCAACCGUCCACAAUCUCACCGGUUCCGCUGUUGAGAGAUGAGCUCGACAUAGUGAUUCCCACCAUCCGAAACUUGGACUUUUUGGAGAUGUGGAGACCCUUUUUCCAGCCUUAUCAUCUCAUCAUCGUUCAAGACGGUGAUCCUUCGAAGACCAUCAAAGUUCCCGAAGGCUUUGAUUACGAGCUUUACAAUAGGAACGAUAUCAACAGGAUUCUGGGUCCUAAGUCCUCUUGCAUCUCUUUCAAGGACUCUGCUUGCCGGUGUUUCGGUUAUAUGGUUUCCAAGAAGAAGUACAUUUAUACCAUUGACGAUGACUGCUUUGUUGCGAAAGAUCCGUCUGGCAAAGACAUUAACGCACUGGAGCAGCACAUUAAGAACCUUCUGAGUCCAUCUACUCCGUUUUUCUUCAACACUCUCUACGACCCGUACCGAAAUGGUGCAGAUUUUGUCCGUGGUUACCCGUUCAGUCUCCGCGAGGGUGCUCCCACUGCAGUGUCUCAUGGCCUCUGGCUCAACAUCCCUGAUUACGAUGCACCAACUCAGCUUGUCAAGCCUCUUGAGAGGAACACCAGGUAUGUUGAUGCUAUUAUGACAAUACCCAAAGGAACCCUAUUUCCCAUGUGUGGUAUGAAUCUGGCAUUCAACCGUGAAUUGAUCGGCCCUGCAAUGUACUUUGGACUGAUGGGUGAUGGUCAGCCUAUCGGACGAUACGAUGAUAUGUGGGCCGGCUGGUGUACCAAGGUUAUAUGCGACCACCUCGGAUUGGGAGUGAAGACGGGAUUGCCGUACAUUUGGCACAGCAAAGCGAGCAACCCGUUUGUUAAUCUUAAGAAAGAAUACAAAGGAAUUUACUGGCAGGAAGAGUUGAUCCCAUUCUUCCAGUCCGUUACUCUUCCAAAGGACUGCACUACGGUUCAGCAAUGCUACAUCGAAAUCUCGAAGCAGGUCAAGGCAAAACUAAGCAAGGUUGAUGACUACUUCAGUAAGCUCGCUGAUGCUAUGGUGACAUGGAUCGAAGCAUGGGAUGAGUUGAACCCGUCUGGUGCAAAAUCCGCCGAGGUUCCCAACGGAGCUUCGAAGUAGACUUGUUCGGUAAGCAGCUGACAUCGUGUUUAGCACCCUAGGCUUGUUUUCGGAUCGAAGAACGCUUAUUUUGCAGGUCGGAGGGGGAUACAUUAUAAUGCUUAUCAUAUUUAUUACAGAUUGUAGAACUAUGAGAAAUUGAUGAUGGCACAUGGCUUAUUGUAUUGCAUUAGAAAUCGAUGUCUUAUGUCUAAACUAAUUUAUUUAGACAAUGAUUUGAGGUUGUUGCUUUUUC
Messenger RNA from Hibiscus syriacus, 1383 nucleotides. RefSeq names its product probable UDP-arabinopyranose mutase 2. The transcript is spliced from 4 exons. Gene Ontology annotation, molecular function: UDP-arabinopyranose mutase activity. Gene Ontology annotation, biological process: UDP-L-arabinose metabolic process; plant-type cell wall biogenesis. Lineage: Eukaryota; Viridiplantae; Streptophyta; Magnoliopsida; Malvales; Malvaceae. Gene Ontology annotation, cellular component: cytosol; Golgi apparatus. The record is from RefSeq and is a predicted model, not a curated record. The coding region runs from base 60 to 1148 and encodes 362 amino acids.